Messenger RNA from Eriocheir sinensis (Chinese mitten crab), 7747 nucleotides. RefSeq names its product beta-1,3-galactosyltransferase 1-like. Bases 440 to 1666 code for a protein of 408 amino acids. The transcript has 6 exons. Gene Ontology annotation, cellular component: membrane. Gene Ontology annotation, molecular function: hexosyltransferase activity. NCBI's taxonomy places the organism in Eukaryota, Metazoa, Arthropoda, Malacostraca, Decapoda, Varunidae. The record is from RefSeq and is a predicted model, not a curated record.
GCCCUUUCAAUUUUUGAGUUGGCAACUCUGCAGGCCAGCCGCGGCCUUGACGUGCGGCGGCCACAGGGACGCAAAACAGCACCUGGACACAGUAACACAGCACUCUCCGGCACGCAGGGCGGCCCGCGGCUCCACGACGGAAACAUGAAUUGCCCAGAACUGAGAUGAAGACGAGGUACCUCAUUACAUCACAGCUUAAUACUCAACAUCAUAGCAAAAAUAUUCUCAAUCCCUCAUACACCAAGUGAUGGCAUGCUACUCAGAGAUGUACCCUUCCCCAUCUGUGUCCCCAAAUCACAAGACCAAUGGGAGUGUCAGCAACCAGCAGCUGUACCCACAAAGACCUGCAUGCUAAUCUACCUUCUACAUAUAUCUUUGCAUUGUUUCAUUUGGGAGGUGAAGUAAUGAGGUAAUGUAAAAACCUAAAUGCUUGAGAGGUAUGGUAUGGACCCAACUCAUUGUCAGCUCCUGUUGCAGUACUUAUAGUCAAGAAAAUAUGGGCACCCUGCGUCUCACCCGCACCGUUCAGCGCACCUACAUUGGGCGGCGAUCAGGCUGCUCCCAGCCUGUCAUCAUUGCUCUUCUCGUCUUUUCAACCUUUGUUUUCAUCAUCUUUCAGAUGGCUAAUUUGAUCCCUCGUAAGCCAGCUCCAUUAACAUUCGCCUGGGCAUCCAGUGCAGUGCGGGACAUAGCUGUGUAUGUGAGACCCGACCAGCCCACAGCACACCUCCAGCCCGCCAGACUGUGUAAAGACCCACCAUUUGUCCUCAUCAUGGUUCCGAGUGCCAUAAACCACAGCCUGGAGAGGGACACAAUAAGAAGGACAUGGGGUCAGUGGGCUGGGAGUAAUCUCUCUGUCAUCCUUGCUAAUGACAAGCAGAUUGCUCAAAAGACAGCCAACAAGAGUACCAAGAAGCCACCUAAUGUGUUGACAGUACACUCCCUACCCCCCAAGGCUGCCAAGGUUGUGUUCCUGCUAGGGGCAGUCCGAGGGGAGGACCCUGUCAGCAUAUCAGUGAGAGAGGAGAGCAGACUCUUUGGAGACAUACUGGUUGAAGACUUUAUAGACUCCUACACCAAUCUUACCCUCAAGACUGUUUUCAUGCUAAAGUGGGCUCAGCAGCACUGUUCCAAGGCCCAGUACAUCAUGAAGGUGGAUGAUGACAUAUUCCUCAAUGUUCCUAACCUGCAGCAGUCUCUUCUCAACAAGACCACAUCUCCCCUUAUGACAGGCAGCCUCAUAUGUGGCGCCCGGCCCAUCCACAACCAGUGGUCAAAGUGGUACACGCCACGCUACAUGUUCCGUGAAGGCAAGUACCCUAACUACCUUUCUGGCACGGGAUAUGUUAUGUCAGGGGAUCUGGUUAAGCCUCUCCUUAAUGCUGCAAUAACUACACCUUAUUUCCAUUUAGAAGAUGUCUUCCUCACUGGAAUAUGUGCCAAAAAGAUUGGGGUUCGUCCCACCGAUAACAUAGGGUUUAGCUACCACCCACGAGCUGUGAAUGCGUGUAUUUACAGGGAGGUGAUUAUGGGUCAUGAGGUUAUUCCUCUAGAAAUGGUGAGGCUGUGGAACAUGAUGAACCAACCUAAACUUGUUGCAAAAUGUCGUCCAAUGAAAAAAUCUCAAAUCAGAAGUUACUUUCCAGUCAAAUGCACCUGGAGAUGAAACAGGCUGCAAAGUCCUUUAUUGUUGAAAGUUGAUAUACAGCAGAUUUUUCAACUAUUUUAUCACCGUGGUUAUAUGAAGAAAACUUUUGAAAUUGCCUUUUAUUGUAGUAUAUAUCUAUUUGAUGUACUUAGAUUUUAUUCUCAAGAAAUGUAUUUUAAAAUAACUUUUGAAAACAUUCAGUAUUAGCCUGGUAGGAAUAAAUAAACAAGCACUUGCUGAAUCCUCAAGACAAGUAGCAAAAUGUCUUCUGUUCCUUGGAAUUAAUAAUCAAGACGUGUUAACCCUUUCAGUACGGUGACGCCGACGUCGGCGUCACCAUCAGCAUCACCGCAUGGAAAGGGUUAAUCCAAUUUUAAACCUCUUAAUCCUCUUCUAAAUCUCUUAAGAGGAAAUGGAAGAGGAUUAAGAGGUUUAGAAGAGGAUUAAUCCUCUUCCUUUUCCUUUUAACCCUUUCCAUACUGUGACGCCGACAUCUGCGUCACUGUAUUGAAAGGUUUAAAAACCUUAUAAAUCUUGCCUAACGUACUGCACUUCCCCUGACCAAAAAACUCUGUUCAUCAAUUCCUCACACUUUGCAUCAUUGUACACCUUACCUGAACUACACUUUCCUAACACUGCCUGAGUUACAUAUUUAGCUACAUCCACUAGGUACAGUGAACAGGAAGGUGUCUUGUGUGGCAGUAACUGUACAAUGCAAUAUACCUCUUUACACUCACCUUCAUCCACAUUAUCUGUUGUGCAUCUCUAUCUCACACAUUCCCUAAGUUAAUUUAAUAUCUUUUUACCACUUAGCUGCAUUUACUCUUAUACACACCAAUAUCCCAGUGUUCUCUAAGCUUCUUUUGUCACCCAUGAACAGGGGAAGCUAGAUUGUUUAAGCAAAAUUAUAUAUUUUUCUUUAUUUGGAAAGAGUGUGUUUCAAGGAAUUAAUUACAAGGACCACUUGUAGUUAACAGGAAGUUCCCACAGUACUUGCAGGUAUGAAACACUCACUGUGGUCGGAAUGUGAUUUAUUAUAUGUGUAAAAUAUUUCUGAUUUUAAACUAUGUAUAUAUUUACUGCUUCUGCAUUGUUAUACGUGCCAUUUUACUCAUUCACAUCACAGAUCAAAGCCUUGUUUACUAGUUUAUCUCACUAAAUAUUCUUGGAAAAUAUAUAUAUAUAUAUAUAUAUAUAUAUAUAUAUAUAUAUAUAUAUAUAUAUAUAUAUAUAUAUAUAGAUAUAUAUAUAUAUAUAUUCCAAGAUAACACAGUUCAGUCACAUAUAGAAAUAUAUGGUUAUUUUAACCAGUUUAGAAAGUAUUAGGAAACUAUUAGUCAAUCAAAUCAUUGAUGAUGGAAUAUUAAUCUAAAGAUUCUCAUUAUAUUAUACCUGAGCAAUCUGUGUCUGUGAUAAGUGUAUGAAAAGUUUAGUGAGAGGAGUUUUAUGAGGACGUUUCGUAUCACUGUAUGAGCACCUAGUCAGGAUGGCCUUGCUUAUUUGCUGGAAAAGUCCUAGUCCAUUUUAGGGUAUGGCAUAAUUGUUUUAUACUACUGUGCAUCAUAUAUCACUAAAGCAUAUCUAAUAUGCAGGUUUAUCUUUCUUUAAGCUGAUAAUGCAAGUUCUAAUACAUAAAAAUGUUUAGCAUUUAUUUCUUAAAUAUUGUAUUUGAGUAUACUGAUUUUCCCUAUUAAGUCAAAUGUCAAAUAUUGUAACAAGUCUGAGGUGUGUAUUAUUAAUGGAAAGGAAGAGAUCUGUAUGUACAUGUACUACAGCAUCCUACCUUUCCAAAUCUGGUGCAUUUCAUUCAUGCACCAGAUUUGGAAAAGGUGCUGGGCAUUAUCAAUCACAGCUAGGAGGUGAUGAUGAUCCUGAGGCCUGUUCCAAUAAUUUUCUGGUGAAUUGCACUUCAACUUGAACAUUUCCAUAUUUCUUAUGCACACAUUAACAAGUCUAAUUAAUAUAUUGCCUUUACCAAUAAUGUCUAAAAUAACUUGCAUUAUAUUUUACUGUCUUCCUGUGACUUCCUCAGAAGGAGAAUAUCUGGUCACCUUGAGAAUCAAAUUGAUAUUGUUGUUGUUCUGUAUAUUUUUAAGCCCUUGGUUAUCUUGUAAAGUCUAUUAAGAAGUAAUGUGAGAAAAGGCUGAACAAGGUAGUGUCCAGGAAGGAGGGAAGAGUCUCGUGCACUGGUCUGCAUCAUCAAGGUCUGUGCACUGAAUUGAAUCUCACCGUAAACUGAAUGCAUGAGUAUGUUUUCUAGCAACUAUUACUAAAAAAAUAUUUUUCACAUUUUAUAAAGAAGACUACCAUAUGAAAACAGAGUGGUAGAAAGGUUAAUUUCGCUCUUGUCCUACUGUGUAAAUGAUUUAUUAUGCUAACCUUAUUACAAGACAUUACAUAUUUUCAAAAUAACUAAUACUCAACAUUUAGCAAAUUCUUAAUGUAUUUAUUUGAUUUAUUGGUGUAAUUCAGAAAAUAAAGGUUCCAUUUUUUAACCAUGUGAAUAAGUAGUAUGUUGUUUGCUCAAAUGAAUUAUUUUCUGAUUAAAAGAUUCUGUAGGCUUGGGGAAGUAAUUCUACAAUUCCUGUCAUGUCCUGUACUUUAUUUGUAUUAAUUGGGGUGUACACUUGGGGAGUGCCAUGGUGUUUUAUGAAGACUGGAAGGUUGUUAUUGUGAAUAUUCUCAUCUGGUGGGAUGAUGAUGGUGUGGAAAGUUCAGAUAGAUAUUUUGAGAUUUUAAUGAUGUGAAAUGUCUCUCACCAGAAAUGGUAUAUAUUUUAUUUGAGUUUUAGCUCUAUUAUAUAUAUAUAUAUAUAUAUAUAUAUAUAUAUAUAUAUAUAUAUAUAUAUAUAUAUAUAUAUAUAUAUAUAUAUAUAUAUAUAUAUAUAUAUAUAUAUAUAUAUAUAUAUAUAUAUAUUCGGAUCAUGCAUCUUAUAUUUGGAUUACAAGUGUUUGAAGUUACAAAAGUUUAUGAAUUGGAUGCAGUGGUGUUGAUAUUAUUUUGCCACCAUUCCCUCCCCAGUGUUAAGGUGGGGUCACACAAGCUAGUUUCUCUGAAAUUUUCUUCUGACGAUUUUCUGUCACAAAUUUAACAUCGAGGUUGGUCACACAGAGGACUGUUGCAUUCUGGGAAUGUCAGCCAAUGGCUAAUCUUUAUUUCUGUAUGAUUUCAAAACAUGCAUUGUCUUAUGAAAUUAUUAUUAUUUAUUGGAAAAGGAUAAUGCCAUAAGGCAUACAUCAUAUAAAUGCUCAAGUCAGGAUAUAUAGAAUGUAACAAUACUCAUAAUGUGUAUUUUUAACCAAGUCCUCCCUGUCAAAGUUUUCCCUCACGCAGUUCAAAUAUCACUCCGUUCUCUGUAAUGUUCAGUGUUUAACGUAGCUUUAAAAUGAGCUUUCUUGACAGUUUAAUGAUAAUUUCAUGGAAAAAAACCCAUCACUAAUGAGUCAUUGUGAAGAAAUAAAUGAAAAGUGUUCAUGGUUUUCACUCAAGCAGCCUUCAGGCAGGGGGAUUCACUCUAUGAAUUUGCCAGCCUCUGACAAAAAAGACCGACACGCUGGUAUUCUAGAUUCUGAUCAGAUUUUUGCCGAGUCUACUGUAAAGUUAGGCCAACCUUGAAUCUCCGCAGAAAACUUAAGAGAAACUAGCUUGUAAGACUGCACCUUUAGGACAGCACCAGCACCAGAUGUAAUGCAUCUGCUAAAAAUUUAUAAUCCCUACUAUAAGCUAAUCAUACAGCAUACCUCUGAUUUUAUUUUUUAAAGGUCUGGUGAUUUGAUUUUGUUUUCUGAUGCCUUUUUUUGGUGUGUGUAAAAUAUUAAGUUACUUCAUGGACUAUGGCAAAGGUAUCCAUGGUUCUCAACAAUCCUAUGCCCUAUAUCUCCAUGGGAAUGAGCACUGUGCUAGCCCUGACAGUUACCAGUGGCCCCUUGGUGGGCUGCAAGCAGAGGGGGUCUCCAAUUUUCCCUAGGAAGGGGAGGAAAAGGAGGGUGGGAUUCCUUAGGAUUGUGUGCCUGAAUGUGAAUGGAUUACAUAAAGAAUGAAAGAAGUACUUAUAGGAGCAUUCAGGAGAGCAAGAGUUUUUGAUAAGUGGCAUUGAGUGUGAACAAGGGGGGUAAAUACAGCAUAAAAGAAAAAAAAAUGGCAUUAUCAUCUCAACUUUGUCAUAUGCAUCAGACAUCUGGGCAUAGAAUGUAGCAUGGCAACACAAAUGGAAAUGAGCUACAGUGUAUAAGAGGUGCAUGUGGUGAGACAAGAUGGGAUGAAGUGAGUAAUGAAAUUAUUUUCGAGAGGCUUAGCUUGAAUGGGUACAACAGCAAAGGGAGUGCACUGAGUGGUGGUUGAAUGAGUGAAGCAUUGUGUUUGAGAUGCUUUGGGUGUGUAAUGAGAAUGAAGUGAGGAUGAAUUUGUGAAGUGAGUAUAUGAGGGCAAGAUUCAGGUAGAGGGUGUUAGGGAGAACCACCACUGAGAUGGGGCAAUAUUAAGGACGAGUAUUAGGGAGGGAGAGAACUGGUAGGCUAGGGAUUGAGUGUGAUGAAUAGGGAAAGUUGAAGACAUUUCUGCCGUGGCCAUCCCUUAGAGAAAAAUUUCCAUGAGGGAACAGGGUGUCAGAAAUAUAUAGAUAAAUUAACCAAAUUUCAGAUAAGCUCAUGAAUGUGUAUGCAUGUAAAUGAAAGAUAUACGAUUUGAUACAUAGGCAAUUUAGAAAGUGAUUUAUCUUGAAACAUUUAAAAAAAAACUUAUUUCAUGUCUAGUCUGAAGGGGAAUAUGAGUAAGAACAUUAUUUUUUCUAUUGUUUUAUCUAUCUUUAACAUAGUAUAUACACAAUUUGGUCAUGAUCUCACACACCUGAAUCUCUUCUAUUGCAAUUAAGUCUUCAUUUUAUUUAUUUUUUUUCUUUUACCACUGAAUCGUACAGAAUCAUUCUGAAAAUUUAUUUUUGAGCAUGCUGCAGCAACUACACUAGAGAAGCAGAUAGAUAUAUUGUAAAAAGAUCCAACAGUAGAUGCAGUCCUACAAUACAGAUUUGCAUUAUUUAAAAAAAAUUACAAAUACCUUCAAUCUUCAAUAUUUCUCUAUGUAAAAUUUUCAAUUUUUAACAGGAGUGGUCAUGCACAUAAUGAUUUUCAAGCCCUUAAUUAUCACCUCAACAAACAGCCGUCUGUAUUUGCAGAACACUCCUAUUUCCUUUGAAACAUGAAAAUUUUAAUUAUAUAUGAGAUAAAAUGGAUAGAGUUAUGCAUUUACCUGUAUGACAUAUAUGUACUGGAAAAUUAUAAAUACAUACUAACAUUCAGGUGUGUAUUGCUGUGGAGAGGCUGCCUGUGUGACCCAGUUCAUGCCCCUAGCUGAUACUUCUUUUUCUGGCUCAGAUACCUGACCAUGUAUAGGCUAUUGCUAUGGGUGGCUGUGGUGUUCUAUACGCAUUACUCUUGACUUUUUAUUUUAAUAUAAUGCACACAGAUAAGUACAUUAACAUUCUGUUUUGUGUCUCUAAGAUUGUUUAAAGUAUUUGUUCUUUUUUAAUUGCCAUAGGAUUUAAUCCUAGACUUAGUGACAUUUUAUUUAUUGAGAGAGAGAGAGAGAGAGAGAGAGAGAUUGAUUGAUUUAUGGGUAUGGUAUACUAUAAAAAAAAAGUUAUAUUAUUCAGGUUAACACAUCCACACAAGUAAAAUGCAGGGCAGUGAAUCUCAGCACCAUGUGGGUACUACUGAAAGUGUGUCAUCCACAGGAGUCUUUACAACUAAAUACCUUUAUAAGAAAUUUUUUAGGAAUCUGUAAUAUUGAUGAAACUGAGUGACUUUAGAAAAUGCAGUAUUGUAAUACAUCUUGUGAGACUGUUGUGUGUGUGUGGAGGAAGGGAUUUGGAAUAGAGGCUGACAGGAGGGGCCGAUUAUAUCAAGCAUUGUAUACUGCUUGUUACAUACUCACUUAAAACUGGUAUUGUCAAAUCAAAAGUUUGAAUGUUACUGUUAAAACAUUUUGCUUUGACUUGAGAGUUGUCAACUCUGGGUUUGGGGCAUUGUUUGUCUAGCUGUGGCCAAACCUUCACUGCCUCAUUUCUACUGCUGUAAUACAAGCCAAUAAACAUGAUAUACACUA